Molecule: messenger RNA, 1257 nt
Organism: Nematolebias whitei (Rio pearlfish)
Lineage: Eukaryota; Metazoa; Chordata; Actinopteri; Cyprinodontiformes; Rivulidae
Gene: bbln
Product: bublin coiled coil protein
Exons: 2
Coding region: 264-566 (100 amino acids)
Source: RefSeq, a predicted model, not a curated record
CGCUGGUUCCGCAAAUAUUUGACAUCUGCCGCUGACAUUUCUACUCUUGGUUGAGACAUUUUCCGAGAACAUUUUGUCUUAACAUUUGACAAUAGCAUUUAAGCAGACUUUAGAAAAACUAGCUCGACAUCGACUGUGCUUAAUUUGAACCCGCUGUUCGUAGAUCAUCCGCAUCAAAGCUAGUUAGCUAGCCGGCUGCUAGUUUCGUUAGCUAGUAGCUGCUUUUCUGUAUCGCAUCUCUAGACCGGAAGUUUUUAGUGACAAUGUCUGGACCAAAUGGAGAUCCAGAUAUCUCCUCUGAUGAUGGUAUUAUCAACGACGACGAUGACUUUGGCGACCAGGAGUACGCUGCCAUCAACUCAAUGCUGGACCAGAUCAACUCUUAUCUGGAUGACCUGGAAGAGCGAAAUGAUGUCCUUAAUGGAAAAAUGCAUGAACUGCUGGAGUCAAACCGGCAAGCCCGUCAGGAUUUCAGGGCCCAGCUGCUUGGCUCACAAACCCACGAGGAGCAUCAGACAGCAGAAGAGGAAUCCUCACCCAGUAAAGACCUAAAUGAGGAAAACUGAGAUUCACAAACUUGCACGAAGAGCUGGAGUUUGGGUUAGAUUAUAUGACAGGGCGAGACAGAUAAUACAAACGUCUCCUAAUCUCUGAUCUGUUCCUCUAACUCUUCUGUGAGUUUACAUUUCCAUCUGUAGACAUGGUUAUAUAACUCUGAAGUCAAUACUGCUUAUUUUCCUUACUGAACUUUGACACUAGAAUUUGUUUCCUGGACAGAUUAAAGUUUAUUGGCAUAACUAGUUCUCAGAAGUUGUGCUGCUGUGUGAAAUGCUGUGCACCUCUAGAAUGCAGUAUAUGUAAAUGUAAUGACAAAAUACAUCAUUGUCUAACCGUUCAAACGGCAGCAUGACACUCUAUUUGUUCAGAUAAAUGGGAGUGUGAUGCGUUCUUGUGUGGCUGUAUGAGAGUUUUGGGUUCUGUUUGGUCAACGUCACAAUCACAAAGGUGUUUCUGGCUAGUGGCAUUUGUUUGUUGUGAUAUGUGUAAUUACUUUUUGUCUUAUAAAAUACUUCAGGUGUAUAUUGUGUGUAAGAAAUGUAAGAUGUAGCUAUGCAUUCUGGUUAGUAGAGCGAUGCAAUUUGGUAGCUACAAUGGAGGACAGAAGCAGAAGUUGAAACUUUUUUCCUCUCCAAAAAUUAUAAUUCAGUAACUUAUUUUCCUAAAAUAAAGGAAGAAGAGUUAUUUAUUGUAUGAUAA